Messenger RNA from Hippoglossus stenolepis (Pacific halibut), 942 nucleotides. RefSeq names its product putative gustatory receptor clone PTE03. Gene Ontology annotation, cellular component: membrane. The transcript has a single exon. The record is from RefSeq and is a predicted model, not a curated record. NCBI's taxonomy places the organism in Eukaryota, Metazoa, Chordata, Actinopteri, Pleuronectiformes, Pleuronectidae. Gene Ontology annotation, biological process: G protein-coupled receptor signaling pathway. Gene Ontology annotation, molecular function: G protein-coupled receptor activity; olfactory receptor activity. The coding region runs from base 1 to 942 and encodes 313 amino acids.
AUGUAUACAAAUGUGUCGUCUUCUGUUUUACUGUCACUGGCACCACUGGGUAUAUCUGAUGCAAGCAUAUACCCAGCCUUUUUGUUUGGGACUAUAACGUAUCUGUUAAUCAUGUUUUUCAACUUGUUGGUGUUAGCAGCUAUUGUUGUGACUAAAAAGCUGCACAAGCCCAUGUUCAUCCUGCUGUUCAACCUGCCGAUUACCGACAUGAUUGGAGCCACGGCUUUUUUCCCUCAUCUCCUUUACAGCAUAGUGACUCAGGACAGACAGAUUUCCCAGCCCGCGUGUAUAACUCAGGCUUUCCUCAUUCACUUCUACGGCACGGGGAACUGUCUGAUCUUGAGCUCCAUGGCGUACGACAGGUACGUCGCCAUUUGUUGUCCUCUGAGGUACAACGCUGUCAUGACUCCACAUAACUUAAUUAAAAUCAUCACUUCAAUAUGGCUCAUUACUUUCUCGUUCAUCGUCGCGUUGAUUUUGUUGCUCGCGCGGUUCAAAAUGUGCAAGACGCACGUAGUGGAUUUGUUCUGCAACAAUCCGUCAUUACUGAAACUGGUGUGUGACGACAUCAGAGUGAACAACUCCUACGGACUGGUGAUCAUGUGCUUGAUUCAAGGUGGAACUCUGGGAAUAAUAAUAUACACAUAUCUACAGAUUUUACGCACAUGUGUCAUGACCAAUCAUCCAGAUGCUCGGAGGAAAGCCAUCCAGACGUGUGGCUCGCAUUUGGUGGUUUUCCUGUUCUUACAGUUCAACACUGUCAUUACACUCAUUGCUCAUCGGAUUGAGAGCGCAUCGCCGUACAUGAGAAGGGUCCUCGGCGUGUCGGUCGUUAUAUUUCCCCCCUUUUUUGACCCCAUCAUAUAUGGAUUAAAAAUCACAGAACUGAAGCAGAGCAUAAAAAGGUUCCUCAGGAGAAGUGUAGUUUCAAUCAAGGGGUGA